This is a messenger RNA of Sceloporus undulatus (fence lizard), 2624 nucleotides long. RefSeq names its product cytosolic phospholipase A2 gamma-like. The record is from RefSeq and is a predicted model, not a curated record. Lineage: Eukaryota; Metazoa; Chordata; Lepidosauria; Squamata; Phrynosomatidae. Gene Ontology annotation, biological process: glycerophospholipid catabolic process. The transcript is spliced from 17 exons. Gene Ontology annotation, molecular function: calcium-dependent phospholipid binding; calcium ion binding. Bases 135 to 1934 code for a protein of 599 amino acids. Gene Ontology annotation, cellular component: cytosol; nucleoplasm; nuclear envelope.
GGAGAGACUAGAGGCAACUUUGUUUGUGAAUUGCAAGAGAUGAAUGUGGCUGGUCACUGAAGGGGCAGGCUAUUUCCUACUGAGGACUCUUCAUUCAGUAGGGAUUCACUGAUUUGUCCGUGAAGAAACAGAAGAUGAAUAUCUUUGGGAAUCAGCAGGCAAAACCAGAAGUCCACGUUUUUGAAAGCCUCCCGAAGGGUGAACAAGCAGCUGUUGCUACUCGAAAGGAAGAAGUGAAGAAAGCUCUCGCCAAACUUGGGAUUCAAUGCAGUGCAGACAAAGUGCCCAGUAUUGCUGUCCUGGGAUCAGGAGGAGGUAUGCGGGCUAUGCUUGCCCUUUAUGGCACACUAACAGAGCUGAAGAAAUGCAACCUCUUGGACUGUAUUACAUACCUGAGUGGGGUGUCAGGUUCCACCUGGUGCAUGUCGUCUCUCUAUAAAAAUGAAGAUUGGUCAGAAAAAAUGGAAACUCUAGAAAAACUUCAGCGUGAAAAACUUGUCAAUGGCAAGUGGGAUUUGAUAAAGGCUAAAAAGGCUGUGCUGGAGGCCUCAAGAGAUGAAAAUUACUCUCUGACAGAUUUCUGGGCCUAUUUUAUUGUGUAUAAAAUGCUAAAAGAGCUUGAUGAAAGUAAAUUGUCUCAGCAACAGAGAUCUUGUGAAAACGGGAAAAAUCCUUAUCCUAUUUAUGCAGCUGUGGACAAGCACACCUACAGCGAACAUCAUGCAGGAAGCUGGUUUGAAUUUACCCCACAUAACACUGCAGUACCUGAUGUAGGUGGAGAACAUGGCACAGGUGGCUAUGUUGACAUGAAACGUCUUGGAAGUGUAUUCAGCAGUGGGAAACUGUAUCAAGAGAAAAGGGAAAAAACAGUUUGCUAUCUUCAAGGUUUAUGGGGAAGCGCCCUAGCAAGUGAAAAAGAAAUUAAGAAGGCUAUAAUUGGUGCCUUACUAGACUUUCUCAAGCAAGACAAAGAAAGCUACUUUGCUUCUCAUUCAAAAGACGUAGAUUAUCAGAACCUUAGCAUACUUAGCCAGGCUUAUCAGAAUGUUCUGGAGUUGCAGCUGUGUGCAUCAGAAGGGUCAGCUUCGAAGGCAGAGGGUUUCUUUGAUCUUCUUGAAAACCUCGUGGGAUUAAACAGAACUGGCAAAAGCUAUGAGGUGCUCAAAGGGAUGCGUCAAAAGUGGCCAACCUUAGAUGAAGACAAGAGAGAAGAACUGUGUGUGAAUCUGUGGGAAGCUCUGAACAAGGAUUUGGGAGGACCAGAAGAAAAGCUCAAGACACUCCCUGUUUACAAGCCUGUUAAAAUAAUUACAGAACCAGUAGAAAAACUUGUGGCAUCUGUUCCUUAUAGCCCCCUUCAAGCAAUUAAAGACUGGAUCAGACACAUCCACAAGACAAAUUCAUGCAUUCUGACGUGGACAUGGGGAACCACUAGUAACUUCUUGUACAACUUGUCUGAUGUUAAGCUCCCUGAGUUGAGACAGAAAAUGGUGGUCUCUCUGAUUGAUGCUGGUCUGGCUAUAAAUAGUGCUUACCCUCUUGUCCUUCACCCUGAGAGAAACGUGAAGCUGAUUCUUUCCUUUGACUUCAGUGGUGGGGAUCCUUUUGAGACCAUCAAAAAAACAGUUGAGUACUGUAAAAUCCGUGGGAUUAAAUUUCCCAGAAUAAAUGAGAAUGAGCUGCAGGACAAAGACAACCCUUCAAAUUGCUAUAUCUUCAGAGGAGAUGGCCCAACUGUUAUGCAUUUCCCACUGUUCAACAAAGUCAACUGUCCAGGUAAAAUUGAGGAAUAUCGUAAAAUGUUUAAGACCUUCAAACUCAGCUAUUCAGAUGAAGAAAUUGGAAAACUACUGACAGCAGCAAAGAAGAAUGUAGCAGAUGUUCAACAAAAAAUUGUGGAGGAGAUUAAGUACAUUGUGGCUCUUCCCUCAUAGUUGUCUUAAGCAAAUAUUUUCCAUAUUAACAUUUUAUUUCAGAACAAGUAAAACUACUACUCUAUCUGCAUAUGCUCAGUGCAACAUAUGAGGGCCUGAUUCAUAUUGUUAAUCCCAUUUAGAAUAAACCCAUAGAUUGAAAAGGAUUUACCUAGAUCUUGACUCACUACUCAAUAAUUGAUUCAAUAGGUCUACUUGAAUUGGAACUAAUCAAUAACAUUCAAACUUGAAAGUCCCUACGAAAUAGUUUACACUUUGUUAUAUCUCUUUAUUUUUCUUUGAUCAGAAAGAAAUACAAAGCAUUCUUCAUUGUGAAUUUGUAAGGAUUUACAUAGGAGUGAAGAUAUAAUCUGUAGUUUAAUUAUAAAUGGUAAGGUACGAAAGAAAUAUUCUAGUCUUUGACACUGAAAGCAAAUUAAUAUUGCCAGUGAAAGAAAUGAUCAUGCCAAAGAAUGAACAAGGCAUUGAUAGUUUCAUGAUUUAUCUGAGACCAAGCAAACAGGGUGACUUUCUGUACAUAACUGCAGAGUAAGAGUACAAGAGUAACCCUUUCACAAGAAGGCAAGAAACAUCUUUGGUGUGAGUUUGACAAAUCCUUAUUACCUUUGUUGCAAUGGAGUUUGGAUAUAAAGUCAGGAAAAUAUACAAUCAUGACCUAUCAUGACCUUUCUCACAACAGACUUAAGCAUA